This is a messenger RNA of Rhea pennata, 5853 nucleotides long. Its product is annotated as zinc finger protein 721-like. The transcript has 7 exons. The record is from RefSeq and is a predicted model, not a curated record. Gene Ontology annotation, molecular function: DNA-binding transcription factor activity, RNA polymerase II-specific; RNA polymerase II cis-regulatory region sequence-specific DNA binding. Lineage: Eukaryota; Metazoa; Chordata; Aves; Rheiformes; Rheidae. Bases 1483 to 5652 code for a protein of 1389 amino acids. Gene Ontology annotation, biological process: regulation of DNA-templated transcription.
CUUCUUCCCAGGGCUUUUAAUUGCUCUCACAGAACCUGCUUUAUUUUUUUAGCUCAUGUUGCACUAUUUUCAUACAAAAUUUCAUGAUGAUUCUGAUUUUUUUUUCUGAACAGUGUCCUUGAGGCAUAAGCCUUGUUUGAGUAUUUCUCUUUGAGGAAGAACAGUUUGCAGCAGCUGAAGAUAACAAAAUAUAGAAAAUAUUGAGCAGAAAGCAUAGGAGAGAGUUUUUGUUAUUACUCGCUCUGGAGGAGCAGCAGCACGCUUGCAGCGCGAGGCAGGCCUCAUCUCCGCUGGAGCACACAACACGCUGCGAUGCCGUCCGAGGGGACGGGCCUGUAGCGCACGCCGCCGUUGCUGUCGGCUGCCUUUGAUGUUAGAGUGUGUUGGAAAUGCGAUUUUUUUUUUGUAGGUGAUAUGAGAUUCUAGUGAUGUCCGUGGUGUCAGUCUGUCUAAUUAUCCCCUGCAAAGUGCAAUUGCUUUUGAAUCAGGCUUCACGUGCCAGAUCAAAGUUGGACACAUGCAAACCCUGGCUUUUUUAAAACAUGAUGUAGGAUUCGUGCAUGUGAGUGAAGGAGGGGUCUUACAAUUGCUUUUAACUAUAUACAUUUUCCCCUUAGAAUAUUGUAUCCUGCUCAGGCCAUUGAGAGAGGAGAUAACAAAAUAGCCACCUUUAAGAAAAGGCAAAUGAGGUGUUCCUAGCUAUUUUUCUCCAUUCUGUGAGGUCAGGAAGACUCAUUAAAACCAAAACCACACUGUAAGACUGAGCCAAAUUGAUUGCUGCAUGCCUGCUGGGUAUAUCUCACUGCUCAGGCUAUUCAUGAAAAUAAAUUCUGCGGAGGGAGGCAGAGCGGAGCCUGGCUCGGCAGUGCCGUCCCCCGCCCCGCCGUGCUGCUGUGCAGGACCCAUCUAGCCAAGUUGCGCUGGGGCCGUGCCUUUGCCAUUCGCCCCGCUCUCGCUCUCGGGAGGGAGAGGCUCUUUCCCCGCUGCAUCCCCCGCUCCUGGGAGCUGUAGUUUCCUGGCUCCCUCCCCUACCCCUGCAGCCUUAGGCUGCGCGCUGCAUGCGGUAACAGGCCUCCCCGGUGCGGACUACAAAUCCCAGUAGUGCUCUGUGCGCUGGCCCCAGGGAAGCUUUGCUGUAAACAGAGGCUCUGAAUUCAGGCCAGACCCUGGGGUUAGCUCUGUUUUAUUUUUUUUCUCUUAAAAUAGCUGGAAGGAGGAGGGAUACAAACAUCAGUGAAGUCUCUCCCGAAGCAGCUGAUCUCUCCCAGCUUUUCUCUGCUUGCUUCACUCCUGCGCAUACCUCGCUGUUUCCCCCACUUACUAACUCUCCUCUCAGUCAACGCAGGGACCUGCAGCAGCCAUUUGGAAGGAAGUUGAGGAAGAUCUGAAUGUGUGCCUGUGGUGGAAGGUGAAGGGAAAAGACAACAACCGCCCUGUGCUCUCCUGAGGACUGAUGUCCUCUUCCUUCACAAGACUGGAAAAAUGUCUGCAGGGGGUGCUCCCCAGCCUGCCCACAUCCUGAACCUGCUCCCUUAUCCCAGAUUGAACGAGGUGCCAAGAACUGGACAUGAGCUGGAUUCUGUUGGCGUAGAAAUCCCAUCAGAUCCCUGCACAGGCUACAGAUUUUUCAAGCCCGGUGGUUUGUUCGGUAUUAAACAGUCGGAGGAGCCGUACACUGAAGGCCAGCAAAUGCAGGAGGAGAGCAAGAUCCUCGUGAGCCCUUGUGCAGUUGAGCCUGGUCGAACAAAUAAAGUUGAGCAGCAGGAGGAGAAGCCUGGGUGCACUGCUGGCUCCCUGGAGCUGUAUCCCACAGCCACAAGCAGUUCCAGCCGCUGGUUUCACAGUGGGCAGCGUGCAGCUGACCGGGUGGGCAUGGAGAGAGAUGGUGCAGUUGGCCUCAGCCAGGUCUCUGCCAGGGUUGCCUGCUGGGUACCCCAGCUCGGGGCUGGCCCCUUCAGGUGUGCCCAGUGCGGGAAGGGCUUCCGCCAGAAGCAGAGCCUCAUCACACAUGAGAGGAUUCACACUGGAGAGAAACCCUACAGGUGUGGGGACUGUGGGAAGAGCUUCAGCCAGAGGCCCAACCUCCUGACCCAUCGACGUGUUCAUACGGGGGAACGCCCCUUCCCAUGCACGCAGUGUGGCAAGAGCUUCAGUCAGAAGGCCAACCUCCUCGCCCACCAGCGGAUACAUGCUGCUGGGGAGAAGGCACUAGCAGGGGGUGACCAGGAGGACGGCACGUCCACCAAGCCGAAGCUCCGAACCCAGCAGAGAAGUUACCAGGAAGACACCCCCUUUGUGUGCCCUGAGUGCGGGAAGAGCUUCCGGCAGAAACCCAACCUCAUCACCCACCGGAGAAUCCACACUGGGGAGCGCCCCUUUACCUGCUUUCUCUGUGGGAGGAGCUUCAACCAAAAGACCAACCUGGUGACACACUACCGCGUGCAUACGGGGGAGCGCCCCUUCGCCUGCACCCAGUGUGGCAAACGGUUCACCCAGAAAACCAACCUGGUGACACACCAGAGCACCCACACGGACGUCCGCCCCUACCCUUGCGGACAGUGCCAGAAAUGCUUCAAGGACAAAGUGUCUCUGAAAGCACACCAGAAAACUCAUGCUCCACGCCAGCGGAGAUGCCCCGGUCGGAGUCCGGCUACAGCCUUGCCUUAUGGGACUGCGCCCACGCUGCACCAGCCAGGAGGCCCGGAACAAGAGACCCCGUUCAAUCCUAUGCCACCGCUGCCUGUUCAGAAGAUCCCCGAAAACCAAGAGCUGUACUCGUGUACGGAGAAAAGCUUUCCCCCAAAGGAGCAGCUCCUGCCGCAUCAGCAGCCCUCGCUGGGGGAGCCGUCUUUCCCUUGUGUGCAGUGUGGGGAAGGGUUUUGCCAGAAGGUGACUCUCCUAAGGCAGCAGCACAGUCCUGCAGUGGAGGCUCCCAGUGGGUGUGCGACCAGCUUCAGCCACGGUCAGCAUCUCCUGGGGCACUUGGGGGUGCAGCCUGUCCUUGGAGAUGGACCACCCCCUGCUCCGCCUGCCCCUGGGGCAGAGAAGCCCUUCAUCUGUAACCAGUGCGGCAACAGCUUUGGCUUGUGGUUGUCCCUUGUGGCCCAUCAGAAGAGUCAUGUAGGGCAAAAGCCCUAUCAGUGCCCUGACCAUGAGAAAAGCUCUGGUGAUGAGCUGUCCCCCAAAGCCCCACCUGAGAAGCAGGUGGAAGGGAGAGCCUGGGUGUGUCCGGAGUGCGGGAGAAGCUUUGUUCAGUACGAGCGCUUGGUGAAGCACCGGCAAAACCACAGGGGCAGAGGGCCCUACCGAUGUGACGUCUGUGGGAAGAGAUUCAGCCUGAAAACCAACUUGGUGACUCACCAGCGCAUCCACACCGGGGAGCGCCCCUUCACCUGUGGCGUGUGUGGACGACGAUUCAACCAGAAGGGGAACCUGGUGACGCACUACCGCACACACACAGGAGAGCGGCCCUUUGCCUGCACCCAGUGCGGCAAGCGCUUUGCCCAGAAGCCCAACCUUAUCGCCCACCAAAAGACCCACAGUGGGAGACAGCCCUUCACGUGUCUGGAAUGCCCCAAGCGCUUCAAGAGCAAGCUCUCCCUGAGAGUCCACCAGCGAGUGCAUGCUGUGGAGCGGUCCCCAAGCGAGCCAGUCUCGGGGCAGACACCCAACAUGCAAGCUCACCCUGGGAGCCCAUAUCCCUGCUCUCUCUGUGGAGAAACCUUUGAGGAGCAUGGAGAUCUGCAGCUUCACCGUCAGGGCCACGCUGGGGAGCGGCCGCACGCCUGCGCAGAGUGUGGGAAGCGCUUCCGGCAAAAAGUGAACCUCGCUGUUCACCAGAGGACCCACACAGGGGAGAGGCCGUUCCGCUGUGCCGAGUGUGGGAAGGGCUUCAGCCAGAAGGCCCAUCUCCUCCGUCACCGCCGGACGCACGCGGGGGCCAUGCCACCCUCUUGCUGCGAGGGAACCUGCCCGGCGCAUCAGGAGGAGCCAGAUGCCAGCGCUCCCCUGGGGAAGGGAUCUGAACCUCCCAACAUGCUCCUGUCCCCCUGUUCCAGGGGAGCUGCUCACGGAUCACUGGCUCGGGAAGAGCUUCGGCCGGGAGUGCAGCCCCCAAACAGACCAGAUAGCCCGUCCGGGGCAGCAGACAUCCUUCUGCAACUGAUGCAGGAAGAUCAUCACCUAGUGUCUGGCUCUCACCAUCCGCAGGAGGGACCCGCUGGGCAGUGCCCCUGUAAGUGCGCAGAGGGUGGGGAAAGCUUGAGUGAGAAGCCAAAUCUGCAGCCACAGUGCUGCUGUACUGACUGCAUGAGCCAGCGGCAGCUGCUUCUGAAACCCCAGCACGACUGCAGAGCGGAGAUCUGGUGCAAGUACGGCGGCUGUAGCAGAAGCUUUGAGGAUAAGAGAGUCCUGAGAGUGCCUGAGAGAGCACAUGGCGAAGAGAAAACCUCUCCGUGCCCAAGCUGCUUCCGCGGCGCCGGCGCACGCAGCGAGACCGCAGCCGCGCGUGGGGCUCGGCGGGCUGCGCCGCGCGCGGGGGCCGUUCCUCGCCGCCUGCCCGGGCCGGGCGCCCUUUGCCCGGGCUGCAAACCUUGUCCCCUCGCAGGGACCUCGUCCCCCUUCGGGGCCGGCGGGCGGGAGGCCGGGGCGGGCGGGCAGGGCCGGGCAGGAGGGACAAGCUCGGGCAGGCGCGGAGGGAAGGAACAGGCGGCUCGUGGCUGUGCGUCAGCCGGGCAGGAGGAGCCACGGGGCUACAAAGAGCCGGGACCGGAGCGGGCGGCCAGGAGGCUCCCGGCGGGCGAGCGCGGGGAACGCGGGUGCCGUGAGCCGGACGGUGCGCCCAUGACCGACCUGGCGUCGCCCGCGGGUGAGAACCCCUUCGCCUUCCCCGGCGGCGAGGAGAGCUUCGGGGAGGAGAAGGUGCUGGUGAUCCACAGCCAGGCGGAGGAGGAGGCGGAGAAGGAGUUCAAGUGCAUCCUGUGCGGGGAAUGCUUCGGCCAGCAGCCCAGCCUCACCCGGCACCAGAAGCACCACGCCGGCGAGCGCGCCUUCAUCUGCGCCGAGUGCGGCAAGGGCUUCAGCCUCAAGCACAACCUCAUCAUCCACCAGCGCAUCCACACCGGCGAGCGCCCCUACCAGUGCGGCGUCUGCCAGAAGAGCUUCAGCCUCAAGCAGAACCUGCUGACCCACCAGCGCAUCCACAGCGGCGAGAAGCCCUUCUCCUGCGGGCAGUGCGGGAAGUGCUUCCGGGAGCAGCGCUUCCUCCUCAACCACCAGCGCACCCACGCCGAGGACCGGCCCCGCGCCGCCGCCGCCCCCGCCUGCAGCCGGUCGCCGCGGCCGGAGGCGCAUGAGGAGAGCCGCGGCCUCGGGGCGGCGGGCAGCCCCUUCGCCUGCGCCGAGUGUGGCAAGGGCUUCAGCUGCAAGAGCAGCCUGGCCACGCACCAGCGGACCCACACGGGAGAGCGGCCCUUCGCCUGCCCUCGCUGCGGGAAGACCUUCAGCCAGAAGGGCUCGCUGAAGAUCCACCAGCGCACGCACACGGGCGAGACCCCCUUCACCUGCGCCCAGUGCGGCAAGAGCUUCGCGCAGAAGGUCAACCUCACCACGCACCAGAGGACCCACGGGGCAGAGAAGGCCCUCACGGAAUGACGGCCGUGAGCGUGCGGGAGAAGCUGGACCUCGCGAGGGACGCGGAGGCGUUUUUCAGGGAAGGGGCUCCGCCGCCGCGUGGCACCGGCCCUCGGCCCCGCUGGGGAGAGCAGCGCCCGGGAGAGCGAGCGGGGUCUCGUCCGAUGCCUGCAGAGAGCCCGAAGCGGCACGGAAAUCGCGCAAAAUAAAAAAUAAAACAAA